AAGAAUACGAAGCGCAUGUGCGCAUGUCUGCAUUUCUGACAGCGAUAAAGACGAGCAGAAGAAGAGGAGAAAGCGACAGGGAGAGAAAGAGCUGCGAGGAGGAGAGUCGAUUAAGAGGAGCCUCCUUCCCAGUUGACAUGAAAAUGCAGUGAAGUGUCUGAUGGCCUCCAAGCCAGGAUUGUCCAUGUGAGAGGAGAAUCCUAGAAAGAGAAGAGAAGAGCAGACAGUUGAAGGGAGAAGAGUUUCACACGGAGCCUGGCCUUGGCCAAUUAAGUAGGCAUGGACGAAAGACUGGUGCAUGUUAAACAAGAGGACUGUGAAUGGGGUACACUGGAGGAAUUGUGUGUGAAGCUGGAGGACUGUGAUAGAAGAAUUUCAGAUUUUAAAGAGGAGGAUUCAAAAGACAAGGAUGUUACCAUUAAAGCCGAGAGUUCAGAAUAUUCAAAAGUUAUCUUUGAAUUGCAGAAUACGUCCAAGGAUGAUAUUUGUGAAGAAUCUCAUUUCAGUUUAGAGCCCUGGUUCAGUGAUACAAGACAACUGCCAACCAAGCAGAAUUCUAUGGAGCUGAAACCAGAGGUUUCUGAGCAUGACCAGAAAAUCAGUGAGGGAAAUGAGAGAAAAAGAGAUGUGCAGCAGUCAUCUGGGAGUGAGAGAAUAGGCUUACAUGAGAAUGUCAGUUUCUCUCCAUCUCCAUCUGCUCAAACAUCUCAUCCCUGCAAACUGCAACACAAACAGAAGGAGAAAAUGAAGAAAUCAAAAGGAGAAUCAAGAAUUUUGACAGCUGCAUCUGUGCCCUGCAGUUCUGUUUCUGUGAGAGAAGCCAUCAACACUAACCAACAACAAGGGCCUAACUCGGAUCAAGAGGCUUUGUGUGCUGGCCAGGAGUGUAAACAACACAAAUCUGAAUUUAAAAGUGUCGAUUCGUUUCAUGCAUCGCCGUAUUGCUGUUCUGAGUGUGGCAAACAAUUUCUGCAUAAGUGCAGUCUUACAGUUCAUAUAAGAAAACACACUGGAGAAAAACCUCAUUGCUGCUCUGAAUGUGGGAAACGAUUUUAUGACAGUUACAAGCUCCAAACGCACACAAGAAUCCACACUGGAGAAAAGCCCUAUGGCUGUGCUGAAUGUGGCAAACGAUUCAUUCAAAGUAGCCAUCUUCAGGCACACGCAAGGAUUCACACAGGAGAAAAACCUCAUUGCUGCUCUGAAUGUGGAAAACGAUUUUCUGACCGUUACAAUCUCCAAACCCACACAAGAAUCCACACUGGAGAAAAGCCAUAUAGCUGUGCAGAGUGUGGAAAAUUGUUCAAAAAAAGCAGCCACCUUCAGAGACACAAAAGAGUUCAUACUGGAGAAAAGCCAUAUGUUUGUUCUGAAUGUGGGAAAAGAUUUUCUGACCAUCACAGACUCCAAACACACACAAGGAUCCACACUGGAGAAAAGCCGUACAGGUGUGCAGAAUGUGGAAAAUUAUUCAUUGAAAGUAGUCACCUUCAGAGACAUACGAGAGUUCAUACUGGAGAAAAGCCAUAUGUCUGUGCUGAAUGUGGAAAAAGGUUCGCUGACAGUGGCAGUCUUCUUCUGCACACACGAAUUCAUGCUGGAGAGAAGCCAUUUUGCUGUCCAAAAUGUGGAAAAAGAUUCCUCCAAAAUGGCGGUCUUCAGACACACUUAAGAAUUCAUACCGGAGAAAAACCUUAUUGGUGCUCUGAAUGUGGCAAGCAAUUUUCUGACAGACGUAGUUUUCGAAGACAUACAAGAAUCCACACGGGAGAAAAAUGUGGCUAAGUGUGGCAAACAAUCCACUGACCGUAGCCAUUUUCAGAGACACCCGAGUUUUUCCUGGAGUUCAUAGUGAAAACAACUGAAACAGUGCCAGAUGCGCCGGGAUUACAGGACUAAUAAAGAGAAGCUUUCUGGCCCAUAUUGACAUCCUGCCAAUUAGCAUUAAGUCCAUAUCAAUUGCAAAAGAAAGCAUAAUUAGGAUCAAUGAAGGUUCUACGCCGAGCCCUCGCCGCAAACUU
Messenger RNA from Erpetoichthys calabaricus (reedfish), 2021 nucleotides. Its product is annotated as gastrula zinc finger protein XlCGF57.1-like. The transcript has 3 exons. The record is from RefSeq and is a predicted model, not a curated record. Lineage: Eukaryota; Metazoa; Chordata; Cladistia; Polypteriformes; Polypteridae. Gene Ontology annotation, biological process: regulation of transcription by RNA polymerase II. Gene Ontology annotation, molecular function: RNA polymerase II cis-regulatory region sequence-specific DNA binding; DNA-binding transcription factor activity. The coding region runs from base 280 to 1785 and encodes 501 amino acids.